AGUCUCACGCAUGGUCUUCGUCUUGCCGGAACCCUGCAGGCACAUCUCCGCUAGACUUAGUAUCAGUUUAGUGACAGUAACCCGUCUUUUCUGUAACACAUAUUUUGUUUCAUUUGAAUGUUUUGUACAAUUGACAGUGUCCGUCUGCAACGUGAUGUGGAAUGUUUUUCGCAGCGAAAUACUAUUUUUUUCACUUGAUGAAAGACUGUACUAAUCUACAGUUAGCGUUUUCCCCACUUUGAGGCAAAGUUUCGGCUCUUUAUCUCGGAAUGACGUUAAACAAUAUCGAAAGACAGGGGAAAUAAUUCACUGUGACCGUUCAGCCGCACAGGUUUCUUUAUCUAUCGCGACACGAGAUGUUGGCAGAUUGAAGGUACACGGAAUCAUAUCGAGACCUUGAAGCUACCACUUCUUCGUUCCGCGUCAGGCUCAAUAUCUAAACACAGUUUAAAAACGAAGGAACGCCACGCGUACUGCUCAGGAACGUGUUAUUACUAUGCUUAUAAAGGCAAGUAACAUACAAUAAUUCUUCGCAGUACGCGCCGAGCAGCAGUAACGCUUGGCAUUUGUUGUCGGCUAUGUCACUGGCUAGUCAUGUGAUGGCUUCCGCCAAUAGAAUUUCAGAUCUAUUAUAAUUCUUCGAAGGAAUUGUGGUCAUCUUUUCCUAAAAUACAUCCUGCCAGCCGUAGCUUCUGGACCAGGAAUUGGUGUCGAAGAAGUGAAAGUGAUAAUGCAUAACAGUGUUUUUUGGUGUGUGAUGGUAGUUUGGUAGUGGUAACUGCACUGCUUGUCUCCAAUAAGGCUCGAUUUACAGUUGUUAUAAAAACAGCAGGAAAUUUUUCGUCGAAGACCUUGACAACUUUUUGCAGCGGUGCAGAGCAUAAGUGUAUCGUGAUUUUGUUUCGUCAUAUUUCAGUGAGGUAUGUCGUUGACAUUAUUUGUUUAUAUACAAUAAGAGGAGAAGGGAAGCUGCUGCUUGUGUUAUGUAUACAUUCUGUUAAGGAACCUGAUUGUUUGUUUGUGGACACAGGCAUCGCUAUUUGGACAUACUUUCAGCAACUGAAAAUGGAACGUUUAGAUGCGGCCGUUUCUUUGGGAGGAGUAGGAGGAGGAAUGGACCAUGAGCACCUCAAUCAAGGCAGCCUUAACAUAAGUGAUGUCAUUGAAGUCAUCAAGACAACAGAUCCUGAAUUUGUGGACAGUAGUGGUAGGAUGUAUGGUGGUGGCGGUGGUGGCGGUCCUGUGGCGGCAGCCACUAUGGAGGAUGCGCAAAAGGCGGCAGCAUAUGUCAGAAUUGUCGAGCAGCCAGCACCGAAGGCACUUCGCUUCCGGUAUGAGUGUGAGGGACGCUCAGCUGGGAGCAUACCUGGCGUGAAUAGUACGUCAGAAAAUAAGACCUUCCCAACGAUCAAGGUGGAAGGUUACAAGGGUCGUGCUGUUGUGGUAGUGUCCUGUGUGACAAAGGAUCCUCCAUACCGCCCACACCCGCACAAUUUGGUUGGCAAGGAAGGCUGCAAGCGAGGUGUGUGCACAGUGGAGAUAUCACCUGACAACAUGACUGCCUCUUUCUCCAACCUAGGCAUCCAGUGUGUCAAGAAGAAGGAUAUUGACGAAGCUCUCAAAACUAGGGAAGAGAUUCGUGUGGAUCCUUUUCGCACGGGAUUUGCACAUAGAAGUCAACCAACAAGCAUAGAUCUUAAUGCUGUCCGAUUAUGCUUCCAAGUGUUCCUAGAAGGCAGUGAACGUGGGAAGUUCACCUUUCAGCUGCCACCAGUUGUCUCAGACCCAAUUUAUGAUAAAAAGGCGAUGUCUGACCUAGUUAUCUGCAAACUGAGUGACUGUACUGCAACGGUGGCUGGUGGAAAAGAGAUUAUUCUUCUCUGUGAGAAGGUUGCCAAAGAGGAUAUCCAAGUACGUUUUUUUGAGGAGCAGGGUGGACAGGUUUUGUGGGAAGGAUUUGGUGAGUUCCAGCCGACGCAAGUCCACAAGCAAGUUGCAAUCUGCCUCCGAACACCACGUUACCGCACACUCGAUGUUGACCGACCUGUACGUGCUCACAUCCAGUUACGUCGGCCCAGUGAUGGUGCUACAUCCGAGCCCCUGCCCUUUGAAUUGAUACCUUUGGAAUCAGAUCCAAAGAGAAAGAGGCCAAAAGAGAUGCGUAUACCUGAGGUGGAAAAGGCGAUGCUCCAGCAAUUUGGCAGUGCAAUGUAUGGGUCCUCAGUGCAUCAAUUACCAAUCCAAACGACUGCCCAAGGACUUGAGCAGAAACCUUCACCCCAGCUCCAGAUGCAAAUGCCAGUAUUGCAUCAUCCAACCAUCAAGAGGGAACCAGUAGAAACGGUGACCACACCAGGACCAUCCCCUUACAUGUUUGCUGGUGCUCAAUCACCAAUGUUUGUUGGUGCUGUGUCUGCAUCUGCAAGUCCAGCACAUAGUGUAGGACGAACACCAUCACCCAUGGACUAUGUUAUGCCACAGCCACAGCAACAGCAACCUCAACAACCACCACCUCACCAGCACCCUCAUCAUCAGCAACAGCAGCAGCAGCAGAACUAUCAGAUGGAAGCUAAAUUACAGGAAAUACUGGCAGCUGGUAGGCUGCAGCCAGCACAGUUUCCAUCUCAGGCACACACUGUGCAGCAUCCAGUACAAGCUCCAGUACAAGUGCCUCAGCAGAGGAUAGCAGAUGUAACCAGUGGUGCUGGAGGUGGCACUGAACUCCUAGACCUGGACAGUCAGCAACUGAGUUUGGGAAACAUCGACUCAGGCGAUUUGGCUAACUUUGGUCUUUUCUACAAUUCACUAUCGGAGAAUCUGUCCAGCAACUUGAACCUCACAGAUGGGGGAGGUGCAGCUGCAAAUACAGAGGCAGCUGGUGGCACUAACAUGACUGACAGCCUGACAAGACUCGCAAACACUACCAUGCAGGACAUUUGCAGUCUGAACAGCAUGUAUAAAGGAACUGGACACUGACAGUCUGCUAAUGCACAAGGUGCAAGCAAGAUCCCUGCAAAUCAUGGAAGUAGGAGAUCUGAGUGGAGAGUGGCCUCCAGCAGAACAGUGAAUGUGUAAGUAGUAACUCCUGUGAGGAUAAAGAGUGUAGCACUAACAAAUGUGGUGGGACGCAACGACGACAUCCAGUCAGUUUGCUGUGCAAUAAAAGAAACUGGACUUCAGUAAACCUAGGAAAAGUAAUGACAGAUUAUACAAAUAGAGAACGGUACAGUUCAGACAUAGAAUUUUCUAGUGAAUUCAGGUGCAUCAUUUGUCCAGUUAUGAAUCAUCUGCGUCACACCAUGAGAAAUUCGAGAAGUGAUCUCGGAUUGAUGUCAUACAUUAUGUGCAAUGAAAGUUGGCUGUGGAGUGCACUUGGGUCUCCAGUGCUAAGUGCUCUUGAAACUUGUAAAACAAUGUACAAAGCUGGCAGGAAAUGACUGUAUUAAGCAAAUUUGUGUAAAUGUUAUUGAUGAAUGUUGUUUUUAUGAGGCUUUUAUCCGUUGUACAUUUUAUUCAUGUGGACUUUUAUUUGUAUAUUUUAUACAAAAACUUUUAUAGCAGGAAAAACAAAAUACUACUGUUGCUCACUUUUAUUCUGUAAGCCAGUGGCUUACAGUAAACAGUGUACACUGAUUUUAUUUCAGUUGUUGUAUUUGAGUAUAAUAUACACAUUCAAUUUUCAAACUUUCUCUGAUCUCUCAGCCUGGUAUUUAAUUGAUUUUUGUAUCUGCAGUAGUGACUUUGUAUUGAUUUCAUGUAUUUUCUUAUGCACUUUGAAGUACAAGCCAGUUAUACAAACACAGUUAAAAUAAAUGUGACUGCAGAUCCAUUACUUGCAUGAGAUA
Molecule: messenger RNA, 3845 nt
Organism: Schistocerca gregaria
Lineage: Eukaryota; Metazoa; Arthropoda; Insecta; Orthoptera; Acrididae
Product: embryonic polarity protein dorsal-like
Exons: 13
Coding region: 1066-2976 (636 amino acids)
Biological process (GO): cellular response to stress; canonical NF-kappaB signal transduction; regulation of DNA-templated transcription
Cellular component (GO): cytoplasm
Molecular function (GO): DNA-binding transcription factor activity; DNA binding
Source: RefSeq, a predicted model, not a curated record